Molecule: messenger RNA, 1801 nt
Organism: Eptesicus fuscus (big brown bat)
Lineage: Eukaryota; Metazoa; Chordata; Mammalia; Chiroptera; Vespertilionidae
Gene: CAVIN1
Product: caveolae associated protein 1
Exons: 2
Coding region: 181-1347 (388 amino acids)
Biological process (GO): transcription initiation at RNA polymerase I promoter; termination of RNA polymerase I transcription
Cellular component (GO): cytoplasm; caveola
Molecular function (GO): rRNA primary transcript binding
Source: RefSeq, a predicted model, not a curated record
AGAUUCCCCCCGCCCCACAGUUCUGGCCACAGUCCCGGGGCGCACGGACGUGGCUAGAGUUUCCUCCGCUCUCCGAUCGCUCUCGCUCUCCUCUCCCCCCUCCCGCUCUGCCUCCUCUCCCGGGUCUCCUGCUCCAGCUUCAGCUCCACCCGGCCGGCCCCGCACGGCUCCGGGUAAGCCAUGGAGGACACCCAGCUCCAUAUCGUCGAACAGCCGCUGUCCGGGUACCCGGACGCCGAGGACCCGGCGUCCUCCCUCCUGCGGGCGCCGGCGGCGGCGGAGGAGCCGUCGGGGGCCGGCUCCGAGGAGCUGAUCAAGUCGGACCAGGUGAACGGCGUGCUGGUACUGAGCCUCCUGGACAAAAUCAUCGGCGCCGUCGACCAGAUCCAGCUGACCCAAGCCCAGCUGGAGGAGCGGCAGGCGGAGAUGGAGGGCGCCGUGCAGAGCAUCCAGGGCGAGCUGAGCAAGCUGGGCAAGGCGCACGCCACCACCAGCAACACCGUGAGCAAGUUGCUGGAGAAGGUGCGCAAGGUCAGCGUCAACGUGAAGACCGUGCGCGGCAGCCUGGAGCGCCAGGCCGGCCAGAUCAAGAAGCUGGAGGUCAACGAGGCCGAGCUGCUGCGGCGCCGCAACUUUAAAGUUAUGAUCUACCAGGACGAAGUGAAGCUACCGGCCAAACUGAGCAUCAGUAAGUCGCUGAAAGAGUCGGAGACAAUGCCGGAGAAGGAGGGCGAGGAGCUGGGCGAGCAGCCCGAGGACGACGCGGCGAUCGAGCUGUCCUCGGACGAGGCGGUGGAGGUGGAGGAGGUGAUCGAGGAGUCGCGCGCCGAGCGCAUCAAGCGCAGCGGCAUGCGGCGCGUGGACGACUUCAAGAAGGCCUUCUCCAAGGAGAAGAUGGAGAAGACCAAGGUGCGGACCCGGGAGAACCUGGAGAAGACCCGCAUCAAGACCAAGGAGAACCUGGAGAAGACGCGGCACACGCUGGAGAAGCGCAUGAAUAAGCUGGGCACGCGCCUGGUCCCCACGGAGCGCCGCGAGAAGCUCAAGACCUCCCGCGACAAGCUGCGCAAGUCCUUCACCCCCGACCACGUGGUCUACGCGCGCUCCAAGACGGCCGUCUACAAGGUGCCGCCCUUCACCUUCCACGUCAAGAAGAUCCGCGAGGGCGAGGUGGAGGUGCUGAAGGCCACCGAGAUGGUGGAGGUGGGCAACGACGACGAGGAGGGCGGCGCGGAGCGGGGCGAGGCCCUCGACCUGCUGCGCGGGAGCAGCCCCGACGUGCACACGCUGCUGGAGAUCACCGAGGAGUCCGACGCCGUGCUGGUGGACAAGAGCGACAGCGACUGAGGGGGACGCCUGGGGCUCCCGCCCGGAGGCCCUGCCGCCCCACCUCUUCCUGCCCCCGCCCUGAUUUCUUCUCCUCUCGAACUUUCUCUUUCGCGUUCUUUCUCGGGCCCCAAGGGGGCUGACGUAUUUCUAAAGUGAGAACACCUUCCCCUCCAGAAGCACCCCUCCAAGUCUUACCACUGUUCCUGAGAUGGGAGCCCCAACUGGGGCAUGGUCUGGGUGGAAAUGGAGAGGGCCGUGAUCCGCGUUCUGGAGGUGCAAGUUGGGGGUGCUACCGGGGGAAAAAUGUUAUCAUUUGCAGAGUCGGCCCCCAUGGGGGCAGGCUGCCUUCCCCCUACCGCCCCCUCACACAUCCAGCUGCUGUCAUUCCUGCUCACUGAGCUCUUCUUUCUGAUCCUGAUCCCUGGAGGCUUGGAAGCCAAAAUUAGCGCAAUAAACAAGAGUGAAUCCUGAA